CUCACACUUUACCUCCUCCAUCGCGCACCAACCCUCGGCAGUUCACCCGCUAGCCCCCCCCCCCCAACCCCACCCCACACUUCCUCCCGCACCACCACCACCACUACCACCAGGGUCCUUCUCUUAUUGCGGCAGCCUCCCCCUGGAUCGGGCGGAACACACGUUUUUGGCCGGACUCCACCGGGGCACUGCUACAUGGGGCGCACGGGCUCGCACGGAAGAUGGUCCGCUCGCGCCGGUUUCUAGGCGUCCCGCUCAACGCGCCGGGAUUGGAGUUGUCGGUGCGAGUCCGCGUCUUUUCCCCACCUCGCCCGUGCUGACGGGGCCAAGUGAGACAUAUGGGUCCCUCCGCGGCGGCGCGGCCACCGCUCGAGGAGCCCCGGCGGCCGCGCCAAUGGGGCGCGACGGCGGGAGGCUGGUUCAGGAUCACCCUGGUGUCGUUCCUCGCCACUUUACCUGUGGAGCAGCUGCGCGCCUUCCCCUCGUCCCUCAGCGACUGCCAGACGCCGACCGGCUGGAACUGCUCCGGUUUUGAUGACCGGGACACAGACCUGUUCUUGUGCGACACCAACACAUGCAAGUUCGACGGGGAAUGUCUACGAAUUGGGAACAUGGUGACGUGCAUUUGUGACUUCAAGUGCAACAACGACUAUGCCCCGUUGUGCGGCUCCAACAAUCACAACUACCAGAACAAGUGUUUCCUGCACAGGGACGCCUGCAAGCAGCAGUCUGAAGUCCUCAUCGUGUCGGAAGGCGCCUGUCCUGCUGAUGCCGGCUCAGGAUCCGGAGACGAUGGAGGCGAGGGCUCGGCCGAGGAGGGGCAGAAGGAAACGUCUACCUGCGACAUUUGCCAGUUCGGGGCUGAGUGCGACGUGGAUGCGGAGGACGUUUGGUGUGUUUGCAACAUCGACUGUUCCCACAUCAGUUUCAACCCGGUGUGUGCCUCAGACGGUCGUUCCUAUGACAACCCGUGCCAGGUGAAGGAGGCGUCCUGUCAGAAGCAGGAACGCAUCGAGGUCAAGUACCUAGGCCACUGCCAAGGCGACAUCAAAGGCGAAGAUGGACACUUUGCACGGACCGACCUCACAGGUGAUUGAUGAAAAAAGGAUCCGAGGAACGAGCUGGCCCGCGGCCUGUCUAUCCCCUGUCCAGAUCACUACAAAAACUACUGCGUCCACGGGGAGUGCCAGUUCCCAAGUAUCCUGGCUCCGCCCUCCUGCAGCUGUCACUCAGGAUUCAGAGGCCCCCAGUGUGACAUCAAAGACUACAACGUGCUCUACGUGGUGCCGGGCUCCGGCAAACUGCACUAUGUCCUCAUCGCCUCUAUCAUUGGAGCACUCCAGGUGGUCAUCAUCUGCGUGGUGGUGCUCUGCAUUACCAGGAAGUGCCCUCGGACCAACAGGAUCACCCGGCAGAAGCAGAACAAUGUCCACUUCAGUACGGAGAACACCAUGCGCGCCUCCACGCGGCUCAUCUGAGCCCGGACACACCGGACAGGGUCCACCCUCCACUUUACGGAGCGCCGUGGCGUUAGAUGUGCGUGUGUGUGUGUGUGUGUCCCGUCCCCCCCCCCCCACAGUCCCAUUGUAAGCCAACCCCUUGAAAAUUAGGAUCUGCCCACCCCCCUCACUCCUCGCUCGUCUUUAAGGAUGCCCAAGGAGGAUGGCGGUCAACAGCAACGCUGGCGUACCGGCCAGAGGUCCCCACAGCCCGCCACACCGGGUGUGUAUCCCCGCACUGUGUCACUCCCCCCACCCCCAGGUUUUUUGUUUUUUUUUGUAACUGAACAAUGAGGUGUUAUGGGGGGAAUGAGGAUACUGACUGUGUGUGUGUGGGGGGGGGGGGGGGAUGUGUAUUAGAUGUGUGAGCUUUGGUAGCGGCGGGCUAGCCGGUGUCUGUCGUUUCUAGAUGAGGGGUCAGAGCAAAGCGGGGUAGCACAAAGCGGGGUGACGGGCUUCAAAUGAGGUGCGCGGUGUUCGGUCCGGGAGGGGGUGGCAUAUGGGGGGGGGGGGGCUACACGUGAUGCCUUUGCACCUUGUGUUAUAGGAGACCUUUGACAGAGGGAACAAUGUUAUUAGAGAGCUGUCUGUUCGGUUGUGACGAUGGCGUCGGCUUCUGUAUCUUGGGUUCUACUUCAAUAGUUAUUACUACAUUGUCUUGAUGGGGUCAUUUUUCUGUAAAUGUAAAUAAAUAAUUUAUAUCACGAAAUGUAA
Molecule: messenger RNA, 2213 nt
Organism: Pseudoliparis swirei
Lineage: Eukaryota; Metazoa; Chordata; Actinopteri; Perciformes; Liparidae
Gene: tmeff2a
Product: transmembrane protein with EGF-like and two follistatin-like domains 2a
Exons: 10
Molecular function (GO): protein binding
Source: RefSeq, a predicted model, not a curated record